AAAUCGCAAUAAAAAUCAGAACCGCUGCUUGCUCACACUGCACUGCGGGCUGUAGGUAUCUGCCGUGUUGUCUGUAUGGAAACAAUGGAUUACACUGUCUAGCGGUGAUGUGCGGCUAACUGCGAGCUCAUCGAAACGGUCUGAAGCGUCUCUCCUCAUCCUGAGCCCAGUCUUUAUUUCCUGCUUCGUGUCUUGGGUGUACAGGUCUUUAGACAGCCAUGGGUGGGUUGGGGAACGGGCGUCGUGGAGUAAGAUCACCCCCUCUUCUGAUUGGUGCUCUUAUCGCCUGUAUCCUGGUUCUGGGAUUUAACUACUGGGUGUCCAGCUCCCGCAACCUGGAGCUACAGACUAAGCUGUAUGAGUUGGAGGGCCAGGUUAGACGGGGAGCAACAGAACGAGGAGCGGCAGAGUUGAAGAAGAUCGAGUUCCAGGAGGAGAUCCAGAGACAGAGGGAGCAGAUCAGCCAUGUGGAAAGCCUCUAUAGGACGCAGCUGGAAGCAGCACAGGACUCGUGCAACAAAGAAAAGAUCAAACAUCAGCGGAACAUUUCCUCCUGUGCAAAAACCACACAAGAAAUCAAAGGUCAGUUGAACCAGCUGAAUGAGGAUCUGGGGAAUCAGCAGAAAGAGCUACAAAGUUGUCAAGGCAAUAUCAAGACUCUUAACAACAAACUCACGUAUGACAUGACACACUGUCACUCUCAGGUCCUGUCCCAGAAGGAGUUGUGUGAUGAAAGAGUGGCAGCUGCGAAACUUGAAGUUCAGAAAAAAAUGGAGAAGCUCAUGCUUCCCCCAGCUGCUUCCUCACACGAAAACCCAUCGACUGCAGCAACACACCAGCAGGGAGCAGUGGUGACUGUGGCUCACACCGUGAAGACGGCAACGGUUGUGAACCACACUCUAGGCCUCUCCCAACCUAAAGGAAAGGAACUGCUGACAAAUGAAAUCAUUGUGGACCGAGCUGCUGAUGUAUCAGAGGACCUGCCUCUUGUGAAUGACGUCGCUAAAAUGGAGUCACAAUCAGAUCCCUCUGCUGCUGCUGCUGUUGUUGUUGUGAAGGAGGCCAGUUUGCCACCACCAGAGGGUGCAGUCAAAACGCAAGUGGCUGACACAGAGCCAAGUAAACUUGAGAAGAAUAAUCUGACUGAGGACAAAGAGAUGAAGGUGAUGGAUGUUCAUGAAGAGGACACUCCGACAGAAGAGGCGGACCCUGGGAUGGAAGGCAUGCUGAUUGGCCAGGGGAAUGUUGAUGAGACUCCUGUUGAUCAGAAGUUGGAGGAGCCAGAGGAGUAUGAUGCAGAUGAGCAAAUAGUGGGAGGAGAUCUGGAGAAACAACAACAGCAGAAUAAACCGGCUGAAAAUAUAGACAAGGAAAUGGAAGAGGAGCUGGCUGACUACAAUGGCAAUGACGAUAAUGAGGGGGAGUUUGAAGCAGACAAACAAGCGGAGCUUGCUCAAAACUGAGGGCCGGUGUUGGAAAAGGACGUUGGACUUGAUACAGGUUAAUGCAACACCCCCCCAGC
This is a messenger RNA of Solea solea (common sole), 1522 nucleotides long. RefSeq names its product golgi membrane protein 1 (gene golm1). The coding region runs from base 219 to 1463 and encodes 414 amino acids. Lineage: Eukaryota; Metazoa; Chordata; Actinopteri; Pleuronectiformes; Soleidae. The transcript has 11 exons. Gene Ontology annotation, cellular component: Golgi apparatus. The record is from RefSeq and is a predicted model, not a curated record.